Lycium ferocissimum is the source of this 1197-nucleotide messenger RNA. RefSeq lists its product as uncharacterized. NCBI's taxonomy places the organism in Eukaryota, Viridiplantae, Streptophyta, Magnoliopsida, Solanales, Solanaceae. The transcript has a single exon. Bases 631 to 1197 code for a protein of 188 amino acids. The record is from RefSeq and is a predicted model, not a curated record.
CUUCUUUAUCUCCUUCUUUGUGUUUUCUGACAUUAAAUCUGAAAUAGAAUUUAAGAAAUAUGUGUUUUUUUGCUUAUUAUCUAAAGGACAGAGCGUCUUUAAGUGUUUUUUUUUGCUAAAAUCGAAGUUGGGUGUCUUGAAAACUGUUGGGUUUAUAAUUUAUUUGAAGGUUAAGUGUUGGGAAUCUCUAUUUGGGCCAAAAUCUGAUGAAAAUGGAAAUUCGACCUUUGUUUGUGCUAAACCUUGUAGGAUAAUAUUAUUUGGUGGUUAAAGUUUGUUUUAAUUCGUUGCAUGUCGAGAAAAAGCUUGAAGAACUCAACAUUCUUUAUAUUCUGUGAUUUGAAAUCAGUGUUAGUGAACUGGGUUUCUUACUCGAUUUUUUUUUGUAUUCUGUGAUUUGAAAUCAGUGUUAGUGAACUGGGUUUCUUACUCAGAUUUUUUUUGUUUCAGUUUCAGUUUUGUUUCAGUUUGUCAUAUUUUUAUUUUUUUUAACUAAAAGGUGGAUGAUAUGUUCUGUUUCACUAAGUUAUUUCAGCUUGUUAUUCCAUUUAGAGGUCAUUCGGUUGUAUUAAUGAUAUGAAGACAGAACAUUAAUUUGAUUGCUUUGUUUAUGUCAACAUUAAUAGGAACAUGAAUAAUCUAGAGCGUGAUUGGAUGUACGAUAGGUUGGAUGGCCGAGGGGGUAUAAACUCUAGCUUUGUAACCGGUGUAGAUAAUUUUAUCCAAUUUGCACUUUCUCAACGAAAUUACAUGAGCGGUAACAAGGUUAGAUGUCCAUGUAAAAAAUGUCACAACAUUAAAUACAUGGAUGUUGAAAUCGUUGAAUAUCACCUUUUUAAUUUUGGAUUUGUUGAGGACUAUUUUGUUUGGGAGUAUCAAGGGGAAAAAGAUGUGAUCGGUGAGAUAGCUUCUGGUAAUGAUUUGCACGGUGGUUCUCAACUUGAAUCGGGAUUCGAUAAUCCAUACCGACAAAUGGUCUUGGAUGCAGCUGGUCCCAACUUUGGUCAGGGUUCGAGUUCGCAAUCUUAUAGCAAUAUUGAAGUUGAUUCUUCUCAUCCUUAUGAACCUUCAAUGGAGGAGGAGCCUAAUCCUUCAAUGGAGGAGGAGCCUAAUCCCGAGUCCCAAAGAUUUUACAAUUUGCUACAAGUCGCCGAUGAAAAAUUAUAUCCGGUUCUUCUCUCUCUCAACUUGCAGUAG